Lingula anatina is the source of this 3099-nucleotide messenger RNA. RefSeq lists its product as uncharacterized. Gene Ontology annotation, cellular component: SCF ubiquitin ligase complex. The record is from RefSeq and is a predicted model, not a curated record. NCBI's taxonomy places the organism in Eukaryota, Metazoa, Brachiopoda, Lingulata, Lingulida, Lingulidae. Gene Ontology annotation, molecular function: protein binding. Gene Ontology annotation, biological process: SCF-dependent proteasomal ubiquitin-dependent protein catabolic process.
AUGCCUCACAAUAGAGACUUUCAACCACACACAAUCAGCCAGUAACAACUGCCUGAGACGCAGUCGCAGUUCAAAGCCCAAUAUGUCUGCUGCUACUGCUGCCCAAGCUUAUUUAAUGUCGCUCAGGAUUAUGACUUAAUGUUGAAGUUCAAGAAAAUGUCGACCACAGACCCCCAACUUGAAGAGCGCCGGGGAUUUACCGACUGGGAUGGGAUCAUGGCUGAGUUGUUUAACAUAGACAACCUGGCCCCCCUUGAGAGCCCCCAUGACUCCAGCUCAGGUAUCGCCAGCGAUGGCCCCCAUUACCGCUCCUCAACAAGCGUCUCCACCAACCGUGGCACCCCGUCCCCGCACCAUGGGGUCCCGUCCCCUCGGGAUACGCCCUCCUCUGGGAUGUCAGCCCAUAGCGGCAUAAUGGAGGCCUCAGAUAUGUUCACGCCCAGUCCACAUCACCUCAAGGGGCGUGGUGAGAAACUGAACGGAUAUCACCGUGAGUCCCCAGCACCGUAUCCGGACCACAGGAACGGAUAUCCAGGUGACCAGGAGGGGAGACAUGCUGACAGGAUCGGAUAUGUUGACAGAAAUGGAUAUCAUGAAAGUCCCAACAGACACAUAGAUAGAAAUGGAUACCCAGAAAGCCCUGUUAGACAUUUAGACAGGAGUGGAUAUCCUGAAAACAGACAUAUGGAUAGAAAUGGAUAUGCUGAUAAUCCAGCCAAGUACAUGGAUAGAAAUGGAUACCCGGAUAAUGCUGGGAAAUAUGUGGACAGAAACGGAUAUGCUGAGCAUUCUGGAUUGUACGCCGUUGACAGAAACGGCAGUUACUACACACUAGACAAAGUCCCCAUUGACAAGGUUCACCCAUACUAUGCACGUGAAUUGAGAAGUCCCAAUCACCUUCAGAGACAAUCUCCCGCGCCCCGGCCCCCCUCUCAGGGUCACAUGUCGCCCAUGAUGGGUCACAUGUCCCCCAUGAUUGAGCCUGUGUGUUAUAGUCCCUCCUUAGACUUAAUGGGGUACUAUGGGUACCCACACACCGCCGGGUACCCUCACGCGCAGACCCCAUCACCAGUGUUUGAUGGGAAUAUGUACUUUGGGGCCAAGAAGAAAAGGCACCGAUUGUCACUGUUUGAUCUGUGUCCUGACGAUGUGAUACUCAAGAUAUUCCAGCAUCUUCCCACGGACCAGUUGUGUCGGUGUGCCCGCGUGUGCAAGCGCUGGUACACGCUGGUCUGGGAGCCGUCUUUAUGGACACAAAUCACAAUUAACAAUGAGAUUGCCAAUAUUGAUCGUGCCUUAAAAUUUCUGACUCGCAGACUUAGUUAUAAUACGCCUCACGUCUGUAUUAUGGUGGAGAAAAUUAACAUGAACAGCUGUGAGAGACUCACUGACAAGGGGCUUCACUUGAUUGCCAAACGCUGUCCUGAGCUCCGCCAUCUUGAAAUUCAAGGCUGUGCCAAUAUUACCAAUCUGGCGCUGUUUGAGGUGGUUUCAAGGUGCACCAACCUAGAACAUCUCAAUGUCACAGGUUGUGCCCUGAUCACAUGUAUUAGUCUGACACCAGACGCCAAGCUGCAAUAUGGCCAGAACCCUUGUACUAUCUACCUCCGCCAUCUUGACAUGACGGAUUGUUACGCCCUGGAAGACUCUGGACUCAAGAUCAUUGCCUCCCACUGCACGCAGCUACAGUACAUGUACUUACGGCGCUGCAUGCGGAUUACAGACAUUGGCGUCCAAGCCAUAGCACUUUAUUGCACAAUGCUCAAGGAGUUCAGUGUUAGCGACUGUCGCAGGGUGACUGAUUUUGGAUUACGGGAACUUUCCAAGCUGGGAUCAAGCUUACGCUAUCUCAGUGUUGCAAAGUGUGAUAAAGUGUCGGAUGUAGGUGUCAAAUACAUCGCCAAGUACUGCAAGAAGCUUCGCUACCUGAAUGUUCGUGGGUGCGAAGCAGUUUCUGACGAUGCCCUCCAACUACUGGCAGAGAAUUGUAGGAGACUGAAAUCUCUUGACGUCGGAAAGUGUGAUGUAACCGACGAAGGCCUAGAGAUCCUAGCAGAACAUUGCCCUCAGCUUAAGAAACUCAGUCUCAAAUCGUGUGAUGCCAUUACUGACAGCGGGGUUGUUGCUAUUGCUCAAAAGUGCCGCCAUUUGCAGCAGCUGAACAUCCAAGACUGCCAUAUUACGGUGGAUGCUUAUAGGACGGUGAAAAAAUUGUGCAAGCGAUGUAUCAUUGAGCAUACAAAUCCUGGAUUCUACUGACAGUAAUGUGAGCCAUCCACAUUUCACUGGGUACCUCCAUUUUUCAAAGGAAUACACAACACCACAGGUUCAUGACACCGUGUGUCUGUAGGCUUCAAAGCCGCUUACAUCAUAUUUCAUUCCUUUGUAUACAAGUUGAUGCUUGUGUUCUUUGGUGGAUUAAAAUGUGUGAUUCCAGGGUCAGAAUUGUACGUGGAAAAUAAUUGUUGAAAGUAUCUAUGAUAAUGUGAGGGUCAUUCAGACACAAUCUGAAAUGGAUUUUUGAAUUAAUCAUCUUGAUUCUUAAGAUGUGAAGCCAUCACAAAACCCUUAGAACCUUGGUUGGGGAAAAAACCAAAUGUACCAGCAUGUUAGUACACAUGGCAUAUUAUUAAUUAAAAAUGUAAGCCCUGGUCAGCAGAAACCCAGGGGUUGACCCCCCAGGGACUCACCAUUAACCACAGAAAGACCCAGUUCAAAUGUUUGGAUGUAUUCCUCACUGAAGUUGAACACCUUUAAAAUGGGAUUGGGGAUUGAUACUUCUCAGGCAAGGAGGGUUUGUUUUUCAUACCUGGAAUACCGAGUCAUAAACUUUAAGAAGGAAGGACAUACAUUACCAUCACACAGGCUAUGCAAUGCCAUCGUCAUCUUUUGAUCCACUCAGAUGGAUGUUGUAGAAUAAAAGGACGAAUUAUGCAUUUAUAUAAGUAAAGGUUUAGUUUAUUUAAAUUUCCUUUAUGUGAUAUGUAAUAUAGCUACAAUUGUACAUUGAUUUUAUUUUAUGGUAACACCCAGCCAGAGGCUGUUGAUAGUGUUCAUGUCAUGUAAUAUAGUGUAGAAAGAGUCAUGGUAUGUAAUAUC